Molecule: messenger RNA, 8081 nt
Organism: Amphiprion ocellaris (clown anemonefish)
Lineage: Eukaryota; Metazoa; Chordata; Actinopteri; Pomacentridae
Product: leucine-rich repeat transmembrane neuronal protein 4
Exons: 3
Coding region: 832-2721 (629 amino acids)
Molecular function (GO): protein binding
Source: RefSeq, a predicted model, not a curated record
UGCGUCUCACCAGAAGAGGGCAUUCCGAUUCUGCCUGACAAAGUUGCUUUGACAUGCAGACGUGAUUAAACAACAGCGUCGCCUCUGUAUUUCAAACCGAGCAAACCGCGAGAAUGAAAGGAAUAUUGGGAGAAAAAAGGUGGAUAUUUGGAUAUUUGACUAUCACUCGUUGACUGUUUCACACAGACUUAAAGGUGGGGAAAGCCUACUUUCCUCUGUGCGCCAUGCGCGGAUCGGACUGAGCAUCUUUUAGUAUAGAGACGCAGAGGCUCACCAGGAAUCCAAGGGGCUGCCUGACUUCACUGGAAAAUUACCUCCUGAUUUUAUGCAUCAUGCCACCCUAUUUGUGAAGUUUUCUUCUUUUUUUUCUCCUCCACCGGAUUUUUUCGCAGGAAUCUCUUUGCGCAUGUGAGACAGACAUGACUUACUUGGAUGUGGCUUCGUUACUGUCUGCGCCAACUGCAGUACUCUUUUUGGCUGUUACUUGAAAAAAAAAAUAAAGAGAGAGAGAAAACGAUCCUUUUUUUUGCUGCGAAGACAUGGACACGGAGUUCUGAGCCGGGAUUUCUACCGUUUUAAUCUGGAGUUUGGGAGGUAGAUGACAUUCGCCCCGGUUCUGUUGUACGGUUAUACAUGCAGAACUGAACCGGCUAGAACAUCCAGGUCCGGGAGAGUAAAGGGCAGGUGCGCUUUGGAGUCGGCGGCUGCGCGGAGAGACCGGGCUAGUGGAUUAGGACGAUACCUGUCUGUGGAGAGCGCGUCAUGCAGACUCGGAUGUCGCGCACCAGAAGCCAUUAAAACCUGUAGGCUGGAGCUAAGAGAUACGCGGAUAUGGGCUCUGCUCUGCAGCGUCGCUGGCUAGUGGUCCAACUCCUGAUGCAGGUGUGGCUGGCGGCGAAUCCAUCUCUCAGUGAGCGCCCAUGCCCCAAGAGUUGUCGCUGUGAUGGAAAAAUUGUCUACUGUGAGUCAAGCGCCUUUCGUGAUGUCCCUAAGAACCUCUCAGGAGGCUGUGAAGGUCUGUCGUUACGGUACAACAGCCUCGCCAGUCUCCGCGGAGGCCAGUUUGUAGGCCUCAACCACCUCAUCUGGCUCUACUUGGACCAUAAUUACAUUGCCUCUGUGGAUGCAAUGGCCUUCCAGGGGGUUCGCAGACUUAAAGAGCUGAUCCUGAGUUCCAAUAAGAUCACAUCGCUCCACAACACCACAUUCCACCCUGUCCCCAAUUUGCGUAACCUGGACUUGUCAUACAAUAAAUUGCAAGCCUUGCAGCCUGGCCAGUUCCAAGGUCUGCGGAAGCUUCUCAGCCUUCACAUACGCUCAAACUCUCUAAAAAUUAUCCCAGUGCGUCUGUUCCAAGAUUGCAGAAAUCUUGAGUUCCUUGAUUUGGGUUACAACCGUUUGCGCAGCAUCACUCGGAAUGCUUUUUCAGGCCUUGUCAAGCUCACUGAGCUGCAUCUAGAGCAUAACCAAUUCUCAAAGAUCAAUUUCUCCCAUUUUCCUCGCCUGUACAAUCUCCGGGCUCUUUACCUGCAGUGGAAUCGCAUUCGCUCGAUGAGCCAGGGCCUGACCUGGACCUGGGCCUCCAUCCAGAAACUAGACCUAUCCGGGAAUGAUUUGACGGAAGUAGAAGCCGUAGUUUACCAAUGCUUACCCAACCUGCAGACCCUCAACCUGGACUCCAACAAGCUGACCAAUGUUUCUCAGGAGGUGGUUGAUGCCUGGAUCUCUUUGACUAUGAUUAGCUUAGCUGGGAAUGUCUGGGACUGUGGCCCUGCCAUUUGCCCUCUGGUGGCCUGGCUGAGAAACUUUAGAGGGGCAAAGGAGACAACCAUGAUUUGUGCCUCCCCCAAGAAAGCCCAGGGUGAGAAAGUGAUGGAUGCUGUGGAAGCUUUUGGUGUUUGUCAAUUGAACCCUGCAACGACGCCCACAGUGAGUAUUCCUCCAAACCCUUCCAGUGUCCCUGUGCAGACUGACCGUCGCCCGGCCAUUCUGGCUUCGCCCACCGGUUCUGGAAAGAGAGGCGAGGGAUCCCUUAGGAGUCCCACAUCAUCAGCGGUUACCCCACCUGUGGCACUACCCCCUGAGCAAGACUUGGAGCCUGUGUCCUUCCAUAAGAUUGUGGCCGGAAGCGUUGCCCUUUUUCUAUCUGUUGCGAUGAUCCUGUUGGUGAUCUACGUGUCUUGGAAGCGCUAUCCCAGCAGUGUGAAGCAGCUGCAGGAGCAUUCGGCAGCAGCCCGCAAACGUCGCAAGAAAGCUAGAGAGACAGAGCGCACCCUGAGCUCUCCCCUGCAGGAGUACUAUGUGGACUACAAGCCCACCAAUUCUGAGGCCAUGGAUGUGCUUGUCAAUGGGACCGGACCAUGCACCUAUACCAUCUCAGGCUCCCGAGAAUGCGAGGUCCCCCACCAGAUGGGUGCCCUGACCUUCUACCGCUACGAACAGCCCAUUGUAGACUACUGCCAGGCCCAUCAACCCCUGCGGCUCAACAUGGGCUACGAGGGACCUCCCCAGGGCCUGGAGGGCCUGGAGGACCUCGGGCCGUGUGAUAGGGGAACUAUACAGACAGUGGCUCUGCCGGCUGUGCCCUCUGCUGCCAGCAUAGGUGCCCCUGUACCAGGGCCUCGCUCCCCUCCAGCAACCCUCAGACCACCGGCUGAAGGUCCCAGUGGUGGGCCUUUUCCUCCCACCGAGCGCACUGGCACACUCAAAUUUGGACGCUAGCAACCUUGGGUUUUGCAGAAGUGGGGCAAGUUGCCUCCGACUGACUUUGAAACGAAGGGGCAGGUGAGCUGGUUGUUCAGUGGGGCCUUGUUUUUAUUACAGGAGUAAAUGAAAAAGAAGAGGACAAAACUUUUAAAUUAUGCCUGGUGGGAUUCGGAAACACUCCCCAGUAUACAGUGGGGUAGGACAACCCUCGCUGAUCAUUUUGAUUUUCUUUUUUUCCAAAGCACCUCAUAGAAAAACCCCUUACUACUGACUCAUGGGAAGUGAUUCAACAUAUGACAAAAAAAAAAAAAAAAGUUAUUACUUUGUUCCAGCUCUGGUCUUUUGCCAUAUCCCGUGUCAGCAUCAUGGGCGAACCUGUUCACAGCAACUGCAGUCGACUUGCGCUGAGUCAGGAGCGAAAGGGAAAGUGCAAUAAACACAAGUUCUCGGUCACAAAACAAGUCGGAGCGGUAAAAGAUCUAAGAGAUGGAGCUAGACAUCAUGUGAAGCGCAGGAGGCAUCUUACUGUGAUUAUUAUUAUUAUUAUUAUUAUUAUACAUUUCUACACACUAGUUGUUAACAAAGGCAAACCUGCACCAUUAUUUCAUACAGACAAAUACUUACAUGGUGAUUCUGUUUCUUUCGUUUCUUUGGAUGUUGUAUCUGAAUUCCAUUUAUGUGCAUGUUAAACCAAAGAGUUUACUAAUAUAUUUUUCUUUAAUGCACAUAAGCUACUUUCGCUAAGGGGAUUUUUCGCAUCAGUUGUUCUACUACUGAACUAGCCAUUGCCAGCUCACAUUCACAAUUAGUCCCCUGCUAGUUUCAGAAGAACUGAGAUUGUCUUUACAAAUUAGCAAAGUAAUUACACAUAAACGGAGUAGUGUAACUGGAAAUUCAAGGAGAUAUUUAUCAUAGCAAUGUAUCUUACCUCCAAAACACCGAGUCAGUUGCCAUCUAUGACCUCAGCUAUGAACGACAUCAGCCAGAGCAGCAUAAAUUGUAUAUUCCAUCGUUUUUGUUUUUUUUUUAAACAAACAGGGACCCUUUACAGAGCUGAAUAGCAAGUCACUGUAUAUGACUAUAUCCCAGCUGAAUGAUUCACUGCGCUUUAAAAAGGCAAUCAUGGGCAAUUUAUGUGAAAAUAAGUACAUUUGAAUGAAAAGUAUUGUACAUAUUAUUGAAAAAGGUCCACUUUUAUUGAAGGUCAAACCACUCUCACUGCCCCAAACAGUCAUUUGAAACAGUCAGUGUUUGACUUUCAUCUCACUGGAGCGUUUGAAGAGCACCAUCUCUGCUGGUUUGGCAAAAUAGAGCUCAGGCCAUGCGCUCCUGCCUCCCCCAACCCUCCGACCAACAGAGCGAUGAUGCCGACUGGGGGCAAUGAUGAACCAGCACGUUGACUUCUCUUUGACCUCCAUAUGAACCCAUGAACUGUGCUGGAAAUAUCGCCUGACAUCUCGUUCUUUUCAUGGGGGGGGGGAUUUCCGGAAAGUGUGCCUGCAGAACCGGUCCUUUAUUGCACUCAGUAACCCGUUGGCCACUGUGUCAAGCAGACUGCUAUUCACUGACUCACGGAGCCAUUGAGGACUUCAGAUAUGUGGAAUAUCAUCUCCGGCUUCAUCCGAGCAGCGCACCCAGGGGUCGUUUUCGUGGAGUUUCGAGGACGCCGUGCUUGGUCUGCCCGCAGAGCGACUGAUUGAUUCACUAAUGAAACUGAGAGGGGCCAAAACUCCCCCCUCCCCAGUGAAAGUGGGUGCAUCCUCAAUGUAAGAGAGUAAAUAACGGAUUUUAUUUUGUUUCAUUAUUUUGUCAUGAAACAAAAAGGACAGUUUUUGAGGUGUUCAAAGAUGAUGUCAAGAAAUUCUAUAAGACUAAUCAAAAAGGACAAAAAUCAAAUAGAACUUAUUUAUCGUGUAAAUAAUGAGUCUUUAAAAAGGAAAAGGAAAAAAAAACACGUAUCAACUUCACUUCUUCUGAAACACAAACUGCUUGUGAACAGAAGAGGAGCCUUAUUCACUUUCCAGUGGGAAUAUAUUACCAAGAUGACUCGGUGAGGAGGUUCCUACUAUAACACUCUUGUUGUUUCAAUGAUAAAUAUUUUUCUAUCUGCUCCCUUCACUACUCUACCGUUGUACCAUUAAACACAAGCUAAGUUAACUGAGGUUAUUUCUCAAAUCCAAUCAUUUUACUUAAUUAUGUGAAGAAGGGAAGAUUGGGAGCCAUGUCCUCGUAGAUGUACUUCAAGCACCAAAAUUUCACAGAUUUUCUGUUCGAGAGCUCAUCUUGCAGGUGGCGGUUGCAUGAUGUGAUACAUCCCAAUCCUCUUGUUUAAGAAUCUCGACACUAUCUGCCAUUUCAAGGUCUACUCGGGGAGAAGAAGUGUGCUGUUCUUUAUACCAAGAGUUUAACUGGUGACGGAUGUUUCUGUUUGUGCCAUUAUUUCGUUAAAUGUUUUUUGUGUAUGUUUUUUUUUUUUUUUUUUUUCUUUACCAAAAACCAGACCCAAAACAUAAAAAGUGACCCAAAACUCUUCAUGGUAUGACUACUAAGAAGGGGGUCACCUUCGUGUACAGGACAUUGCAUAAAAAAGCAGUUGAUUCGCUCAGUACGGUUGCUUAAUAGUGCUGGUGGAGUUUACUUUGUAAUAGCAGCUGUGCCAAUGUCUUUAUAAUGGGAGCUCUCUCGAUUCUAUCCAUGUAUUGUCUUGCCUUGCUCUAUAUCACCCCUGAUAACUCCUUGGCCUGAAUUUCAUGUCUGCCGCUUGGUGACACGGGUGAACCUGUGUAAUGAUGUUCUAUUUCUGUCCGCAUGCUGAUAUUUUGGGAAACUAUGCCCAGUUAGGGAAGAGCGCUGAACCAGAGACAAACUGUACAGGGAGAUAUUUCCUGUCUGGAGUGCCCUAGAACCAGCAGCACGUGUCAUGGACAACUUCACCGUUUUUAAAGCAACUUGUCUGCUGACCAAUUAAUGCCCUAAAAGCCCUUAGAUUCCCCAGCACUACAGGCUGCUACACAGAGAAAGAGGCUUGUGUUGGGCACUCAGACUUUCCCUUUAAUAGUCCAAUGCUAAAGCCCCCCUGCCCAUGUGCAGUAAUUACUUCACGUUUUUUCCAAAAAUGGUUCAAUUCAGUCUAAACACAGAGAUCAAAACUAGUCUGCCCUUCAUGUGUAAUUACGAAAUAAAAUCUUCCUAUGUUCACAAUUAAAUCAGCAACUGAUAAAUAAUCAAUUAAUCAUGAAUACCUCCCUGAUAAAAUCUGAUGCAUUCAGCAGAAUGUUUCGAAUCCUGCUGCCAGUAAUUAUCUCGUUUUUUUUGUCCAUUUUUACUUCUUUUUUCCCUUUUUAUUGCCAUCAGAGGGCUGGAAGCACAAGCGCUGCAUGCUAAUGAUGCAUGUUUGAGCUGAACUCCAGGACUGUCUGCGCUCGCCCCACAAUGCCAACAGGCUUUAUUUUCUCUUCUGCUUUGUUUGUUUAUGAUUUUUUUUUUUUUUUUUGUACACUCCAAACUCCCCAACCCCCUUCACUCUUUGAGUUUGGGCUGAAGUCCCCACUGGGAGCCUUUUUUUUUUUUUUUUUUUCCCUCCAUUCUUUACAUUUUUUUUCCGCCUCCUUUUUCUUUUUUGUUGCUGUGGGUGGGGUGAAUAAAGGUCUGAGGAAUUGCAGUAAAGACUUACAUAUUUCAGUGUUUAUGCUCAGAGGAAAAGCUAAAUGCACAUCUCUGAGGGGAAAGGAAAAGCAGAGGAGAUGAGAAGUGGGGGGUCAUAGAGAUGUUUUCUAAUAGGGCAGACAUAGCGGGACAAAUGGGUAAGUGCAAGGACACUAUUCUGUUACAAUGAAAGCUUUGUGAUACUUCUGUCCCAGGCAGCUUUAUUUCCACUGUAACACAAACAGCUUCAGCCGAGCUCUGACACAUAAGCAUUCAGCAGUCACGCCCUUGCGUCUUUAGAAACUGUACGUAUUAUGCACGCUCUCACACAAAGAUACACCUUGUUUCCAAACGCGUUAUGAAUUACACUAUCAGCGAGAAUCCACUGUGACUUGUCAGUCUUUAACCGCAGAAACAAUCACGCGUAAAUGCAUACAGAAGGAAAAAGACAAGGGCGAUGCUGCGCAAGACUUGAUGAACGGUUGUAAAGUACUGCAAGUUUUGACGCUCACAUCCAUUCCAGUUCACCCAAGGCCAUCUGUGACGGUUCAGUAGGUUCUAAUCCAUUACCUGAUAAAUAGAUUUGAAAAAUUAAUUCCAAGCCAGACAUGGAUUUGCUGCUUUUCUUCUUCUUCUGCCAUACAUCUGCAUCUUACCAGCAGGCAGUGUGGGGACACAGUCAUGACUCUUUGGAGUGUACACAUGAAAAAGGGAGCUAAAAGAAAAGAUGUUAAAGUGAAUAGAAAGAUUGCCCCUCAUCUUACCAAUUUGAGUUUCUAUUACUGUUAGUGUGCCAUUCGUGUGUGUACAGACUGAAAAAAAUGGUAAGAAUUAAUAACCCUGUCACGCUCAAGACGCUGGAAGCACUUCUCGCGAGUUGCCGCCCUGCAUGUACCCAGAUGGCCUAUAUGUGUGUGUAUCUAUAGCAGCACCUACUCCUCUACCUCCUCUGAACCAACGUCACCGUUACUGAUGUUCAGGCCAGCCCAGCCCCCAUUGAUUGUUAUUGUUCCAUGCUGUUUCACAUUAGUAAGAAGUCUUUAACCUCUGACCCAUAUUGUCCUGACUUUGUUUUUCUGCCAUUGCUCUUGUCAGAGGGUACACAGAAAGCCAAGGCAUGAUCAUUAACCUCUGUCGGAGGAAACACACUUUUUCGUUUGUCUGACAAAGCCCAGUUUAUAGCCCUAAUUGGAUUUAAUGUGAGCACAGAAGAAAGGAUGUUUUUUAUUCAAAUGGGCUGCAUUCUUCUCCUGCAGUUGGCUUGAGAGCGCAGCAAGAGCAAGCGGAGGGAACCUGACAGAAAGCAAUAUCAGAAUUAGUCUUUUUUUUUUUCUUUUCAUUGCAGGCUCAAGCAUUUUCCCUUUUUUAUUCUUUUUUUCCCCUCUUUUUUUGCUGCCUCUUAAAUGCUUUCCAUAUAAACCAUGGAAACCCUGCUGUCUCCUUCUCAUCCAUUUCCUGCAGAGAGAAUCAAUUUCUGUAGGGUGUAAAUAUGCGCUGCAUUGUUUUCUUUGGUAGUUGGUUUGUCGCUGAUUUUUAUUUCAGGUUUUUUUUUCUUAAUUGGAUUUUUAUUUUUAUUUUUGGUUAUUUUUACUGUAUUCAGACCUAAAGCAUUUUUGUGGAGACCUGGUCCAAGCGCAAAAAUAUGGCUCUUUCUUUGAGUAUAUUAUUGUCAGAAAAUGUUUUGUAAAAAUUUUGAUGAUGAUAUCAGAAAUAAACAUCUAAAGAUGGGA